UUGUCAUGUGAUACGAACACAUUUCCUGUACACUAGCGUUACACCGCGCUGUCAGAGUAAAACUGAAACAAAAUCGUGUCGCUCGUCGGAUCUAACAAAGGAAAAUAAAAAAAUAAUUUUAAAAACCAAAGAGGACGACCAUAGACCACUGUAAUAUAAGGACAGACCUUGCUAUUGACUUGACACGGACACCUGAACUGUCGCUGUAAUGUUGGUUGGUUAGCUAGUUAGUGUUAACCGGUCGCGGUGUGAUUUGUUUGUUUUAAAUCGACUAUUACAAUCCGGUAUUUACUAAACAGGAUUGACUUCUGCCUGUAACUGUCCGCUACACAACACUGUUCUGGUGUUUACCUGGUCAUCGCGGUUGACUUGAACCUCUUUUUACAUCUUGGCGAGAUCUAAUCUUCCAAACCAGCACCAAAAUGUCAAAAUACACCACUUUUGCUGAUGCAGCUGAUGAUCAUAAUCCAUUUCAGGAUCCAUCGGUGACUCAGCACAGCAGCAACACUGGCUAUGCCACGCUGGACCUCUACAACCCAUUUGACAACAACACGACAGCGCCUCCACCUCCAUAUGAAGCCGCGUCUCCUGCUGCACCUCCUGCCCAGACGCCUCCCAGCAGGACCACACCGACCGAGCCCAGGAAUUAUGGAACACAGUCUGCAGUGAAUGCCACCACAGCAGAUCUUUUGAGGAAGCAGGACGAACUAGAAAGAAAAGCAAAAGAGCUGGAGAGAAGAGAGAGAGAGCUGAAUGCACAUGCGCUUGGGUCUGGAGCCACUCGUCAGAAUAAUUGGCCCCCAUUGCCCUCCUUCUGCCCGGUGGGACCGUGCUUCUAUCAGGACAUUAAUGUGGAGAUCAGCCAAAGCUUCCAGCGCACUGUCACCACCAUGUACUACUACUGGAUGUUCACAGCAUGCACUUUGCUCUUUAAUCUCAUCUCCUGUUUGGCUAUGUUCUGUGUGGAUCCCAAUAAUGGAGUUGGUUUCGGCCUUGCCAUACUCUGGUUCCUGCUCUUCACCCCCUGCUCCUUUGUUUGUUGGUACAGGCCUGUGUACAAAGCCUUCAGGAGUGACAGUUCCUUCAACUUCUUUGCAUUUUUCUUUGUCUUCUUCGCCCAACUGGUUCUUUAUGUUAUCAUGACUAUUGGUAUCCCUGGCUGGGGCUUCAGGUGAGCGGGAUAAAACAGACACAUUUUGGGGUGGAUCGUGAGUUUAGCUGCUCUUAGCAAGAACAAGGGAGCGGGUGCGAUCAUGAUGAUAAAUGCUGUGUUCUUCACCGCUCAGGCAGCCAUGGGUGUUGUGCUGCUCAAGAGGGUUCAUUCUAUGUACAGGAAGACCGGAGCGAGUUUUGAGAAGGCCCAGGCUGAGUUUACUACUGGUGUGCUUUCCAAUCAGGCAGUGCGCCAGGCAGCCACCAGUGCCACUGUUUCUGCCGCACAGGGCGCCUUCACCGCACCCCCGGUAGAGAGACCUGAAUGAAAGAAAAGAAAUGAUGUUAGAGAACCUGAUGCUUACACAGCCUUGAGACAAAGUGACUUAUUCUAGCACUGGCCGAGUUGGAAACCAACGCACUUACUCUAGA
This is a messenger RNA of Cyprinus carpio (common carp), 1584 nucleotides long. Its product is annotated as secretory carrier-associated membrane protein 3-like. Gene Ontology annotation, biological process: protein transport. NCBI's taxonomy places the organism in Eukaryota, Metazoa, Chordata, Actinopteri, Cypriniformes, Cyprinidae. Gene Ontology annotation, cellular component: recycling endosome membrane; trans-Golgi network membrane. The record is from RefSeq and is a predicted model, not a curated record. The transcript has 9 exons.